Messenger RNA from Paramormyrops kingsleyae, 2685 nucleotides. RefSeq names its product gasdermin Ea (gene gsdmea). NCBI's taxonomy places the organism in Eukaryota, Metazoa, Chordata, Actinopteri, Osteoglossiformes, Mormyridae. The record is from RefSeq and is a predicted model, not a curated record. Gene Ontology annotation, cellular component: cytoplasm. Gene Ontology annotation, biological process: programmed cell death.
UCAAAAUAUCCUGCAAUAAUGACGCACAUAACUUGCAGAUCAAAGUUUCUGAAGCCUCGUGAACUUCCGCCGGUGUUCUUUCAAACCUUUCCAGUUCUUACUUAAUGUUCCGCUGACAAUCAUCUUAUCCUAUAGAAAUUGCCUUAAGAAGCGCGUUAACCAAUCAGAUUCGUGAGGGCUUGUGCCAAAUAAACAAUUCUAGUGCAAACUUCUUCGGUGUCGGGACCUAACCUUUAGUUUCUGAGAUAAGCUACACCUCACCUGAAGCUCUUUGGAGAUGUUUGCGAAGGCGACAAGGAACUUCGUGAACGAGAUCGACCCGGAUGGAUGCCUGAUCCCAGUGUCGCGGCUGAACAACUCGGACAAGUUGAGAAUGCUGUCACUAAUCGUCAAGCGGAAAAGGCACUGGUUCUGGAAGAAGCCCAAAUACCUGCCGUCUAACUUCAGCCUCAGUGACGUGCUUGUCGGCGAGCCCAUUUGUACAGAUGUGAUGGAUUCUGACUUUCUGAAGUACGAGGGGAUUUAUGCCGACUCCCUGGCUGGGAACAUGGAGACGGAGAUGGGCCCAGCAAAAGUCACCAUGAAAUCACGCAGCUCCUCGAAUCUUCGAUCUUCGUUUGGAAGCUUGAAAAAAGAGGAAGUUGACGUCCAGAAGCUUUUGUGCGCUUCCAAGGGCAGGUACGUGAACCUGGAGCACUGCCUCAUCCAACAAACACAGGAGAAGGGGAAUGAAGUGUUUGGUGUCCUGAAGGAGAGGAUCUUUACCACCCAGCAUUGCUCUAUCAUGGAGAAGGUCAAGGGCCACGGCUCCUGUGGAACGGGGCUGACUUUCUUCACGCCCCAGUCUGUGAAGGUCUCCGUGACAGAGAACGGAAACAGGGAGAAGGACAGGAGUGUUUCCUUGGAGAUCCCGCCCCACACGGUCGUAGCGUACAGCAUCAUCGAGCUUGUGAUCAAACAAAAUGGCCAGUAUGAGCUCUGCCUGCAGCCCAACACGUACGGGGGAUUCGAGGAAACCUUGGUGAGGAGCCCGUCCCCCAAGUAUCCAGCCGGUAGCCUGAUGGAAGUAGACAGCUCAAGCAGCGCUGACCUGGAGGAUGACCAGUCUAUUCCACCGGAGGCACCACUCUGCGUGCUUGAAAAAUAUCUGGAGAAGCUGAGUCCGCACUUCCAGAAGCUCGCAGAUCUCCCUGCAGAAGCCCGAUCCCAGCUGUUUUGCUACCUGAGAGAGAUCCUGACAGACAGAGCAGCUGUCACCAUAUUGGAGAGCGUGCUGGACGAACGGUGCUGGAACGGUGGCAAGAAGUCUCAACCUCAGAAUGAGACGGUGGUCAAACUUCUGGAAUUUCUCCAGGCCAAUUUGGAAGGUCUGGAUCAAGCUGAUGGUCCUCAGACGACGAGCUUCUCACUACACACAUCUGUGUACCUUUUAAUAAGUGCUAUAGAUGAGAUGACAGAUGCUGGUCUAACUUGGCUGGAACAGUCUUGUGAUCCUGCAGUCCUUGGAGCCCUUCACCACCUGGUGAGCCGCCUAGUGGCAGCCGGGGAAUGUUCACUGCAGGACUCGCAUCUGACAGUCCUUGCUGAGGAGGGUGUAUACUUCAAGGUUCAACAGCUGCUUGCCUCCUCAGAAGUGACACUGCAGAGAGAGACGGACACACUAUGGGCUGCGACCCGGCCUGGCUCAGGGCGCCUCCCCCUGGUCGUGUGUGUGGCUGUCCGCAGCCUGGCCUGCCUGACCUUAGGUCAUGGCUGCCCUUGACUGCCAAAGUCCACCUUAAUCCAGCAAAGGACCAUUUUCGGAAACCAACGUUGACGUCUCGCGAUGCUGCCCGGAUUCAGUGCUACUUCCCAUGUCUAGGUGUCACAUUUCAUUUAAGUGCACAGUCACAGUUCUUUUUGCAAAUGGAAGGCCUUUAUAACAGCUAAAAUUACUUUGCUAAGAAAAAAACUCUCGUGUACCAUUUAUGAAGUGAAAUUGCUAGGUUAGUAAAGUAGACCUGUAUGUGACUCAGCCGGUUAAUAUCGCUAGGUCACCAGUUCAAAUCCCAUGGCCGUUGGACUGAUGCCACACUGUUGAGCCCCAGAGCUAAAAGUGACUAAUCUAUUUUUUUAUUCUUUACUCUUUCCAGCUGCUAAUUCCACAUUUUUUUUUCAUGUCUAUGUUCUUAUUUUACUCUGAUUCCUAUUUUAUAUAUAUUUAUAUAUAUAUUCUGCUGUAUUCCAGAAAAUCUUUAUAUAAUGGCAUUCACAAAAUCAUGUAAUGCAUGUAUUUUGAAGGCAAUAAAAAGGGGAAGGUAUAUAUGCUUUAGUAUAUAAAGUACAAUUUGCACUUUAACAAUGCAUAAAAUUUUAUAAGUCAUUAUUGACAUUGUCAUUUUGUAAAAUGAAAUAUUCCAAAGUCAUUUCACUGUAAAUUAAAAUUAUGUAUUUUUUUUACAGAGCUUUGAACUUUGGAAAUGUUUCAAUUUUUUACACGUGUGUAAUUUGUAUGGCCUUUUAUUUACUUUCUACUUUUAUUAGCACACAAGUGUUAAAAAUAAAAGAUGAAUUAUAUGAAUGGCGUUUAAACACUCUGCUGCUAUGUGGAUUACAGUUUGUGUGUGUUCAUUCAGAAAUGUUUUUCAUGAAUUUUACAGUAAAUAAAUUUUAGGCACGCAAUAAAUAUGGAUUGUUUUAAUAUAA